AUGGCGGAGCAGCACAGCGCGCCGGAACAGGCUGCCGCCGGCAAGAGCCACGGAGGCCUCGGGGGCAGCUACAAGGUGAUCGUGUACGAAAUGGAGAACUUCCAGGGCAAGCGGUGCGAGCUCUCGGCCGAGUGCCCCAACCUGACAGAAAGCCUGCUGGAGAAGGUGGGCUCCAUCCAAGUGGAGUCGGGGCCGUGGCUGGCAUUUGAGCGCAGGGCCUUCCGCGGGGAGCAGUAUGUCCUGGAGAAAGGGGAUUAUCCUCGCUGGGACGCGUGGUCCAACAGCCACCGUGGUGACAGCCUCCUGUCCCUCCGGCCUCUGCAAAUUGAUGGUCCGGAUCACAAGCUGCAUCUCUUUGAGAACCCGGCUUUCGGCGGCCGCAAGAUGGAGAUAGUGGACGAUGACGUGCCCAGCCUCUGGGCUCACGGCUUCCAGGACCGCGUGGCGAGCGUCCGGGCCAUCAACGGGACGUGGGUUGGGUACGAGUUCCCCGGCUACCGCGGCCGCCAGUACGUGUUUGAGCGGGGUGAGUACCGCCACUGGAACGAGUGGGACGCCAACCAGCCACAGCUGCAGUCUGUGCGCCGUAUCCGCGACCAGAAGUGGCACAAGCGGGGCUGCUUCCUCAGCAGCUGA
This is a messenger RNA of Mesoplodon densirostris (Blainville's beaked whale), 636 nucleotides long. It is a transcript of the gene CRYBB3, whose product is annotated as crystallin beta B3. Bases 1 to 636 code for a protein of 211 amino acids. Gene Ontology annotation, biological process: visual perception; lens development in camera-type eye. The transcript has 5 exons. The record is from RefSeq and is a predicted model, not a curated record. NCBI's taxonomy places the organism in Eukaryota, Metazoa, Chordata, Mammalia, Artiodactyla, Ziphiidae. Gene Ontology annotation, molecular function: structural constituent of eye lens.